AAAACAUUGAAUAUUAAAUAAAAUGUUUUUUAUAAUAUUUCUCUCGGCGUUCAUCAUUCAGUCGACGGUAUGUCACAACUCGGACUCAAGUGCCCUAUUAGACGAGCCCCCGUCCCGGUCGAGCGCCUAUAGGUUUUUCUUUAAAACCCUUCCCAACGAUAAGGACGGCUAUUUGAAUUGCGGCGGAUUUGACACCCAAUGGGGAGUAAACGGCGGCAAAUGCGGUGUAUGUGGCGACCCAUACAACGGCGCGCGCGAUAACGAACUGCCAUACGGUAAAUACACUAAAGACCUGACGGUAACCCGGACCUACAAAUCGGGCUCCACUAUCUACGCCAAAGUGCACAUGAUCAAAAACAAUGGGGGUCACUUUGAGUUCCGCCUGUGUCCGGCCACAGCCCUAUUAAACAACGAGACCAUACGUCAGGAGCCGCACGACUGGGUCCAGGAGGUGACCGACCAGUGUCUGGACAGUCACCGGCUGGAAGUGUUGGGCUCCACAGACGGUAACCGGUGGUGUUGGCCAAUACCCGAUCGCCAACAACAGGGUGUUAUCUAUCAGAUUAAGGUUAAAUUGCCGCAGGGUUUGCGCUGCGAACGAUGCGUUUUCCAGUGGACGUGGGUUACCGCCGAUAACUACGGGUGGUGUUCGGACGGCACCUGGAAGUUGGGCUGCGGACCGCAGACUACUCAUAAGGCAUGCGCUGAUGUGCAGAUAAUUUAG
Molecule: messenger RNA, 724 nt
Organism: Medioppia subpectinata
Lineage: Eukaryota; Metazoa; Arthropoda; Arachnida; Sarcoptiformes; Oppiidae
Source: the annotation of a GenBank genome assembly